UGAAGCCGGUAUUAUUUUCGUAAUAACGGAAGACACAGGCUUUGCCAAGAAAAUGGGAAUCAAAAACUUCCCCGAAUUGGUGUUCUUUAGAAACCGAGAUCCAUUACAUUUCACUGGAGAUUUGAAUGACGAAGAUGAGGUUUUGGCAUGGUUAACUGAUGAAGAUACAUUGGAAAUUCCCGGUAAAAUUGAGGAGGUCAACACCAAGAUGUUGGAGAAGAUCUUAUCGGAAAACGAUCACGUUGUAGUGUUUUUCUAUCGCGAAGGAGACAAGAAAGCUCAGAAAAUUCUCAACGAACUAGAGAACAUCGACGAUGAAUGCGAAGAGAAGAGCAUCGACUUCGUUAAGACAUCUGAUGAUGGCAUUGACAAGGAGUACGAUUUACAAUCACUACCCGCACUGGCUUUCUAUCGCCACAAGAAGAAGAAAUCUUAG
Molecule: messenger RNA, 436 nt
Organism: Bradysia coprophila
Lineage: Eukaryota; Metazoa; Arthropoda; Insecta; Diptera; Sciaridae
Source: RefSeq, a predicted model, not a curated record